AUGGGGAUAUCGGGCCUCCUGCCGGUGCUCAAGAGCAUCACCGAAACCAAAAACAUCGAGGAGUACAAGGGCCGUACGCUCGCCAUCGACGGCUACUGCUGGCUCCACCGUGCCAUCUACUCGUGCAGUCAAGAAAUAUGCCUUGGACAGGAGACCGAUAAAUAUGUAACGUAUUUCAUGGAUCGGAUCACUGCGUUGCUCCACAACGGUGUGACUCCUUACGUUGUGUUCGACGGAGGCCCUCUCCCCAUGAAGAAGGGGACGGAGGAGGAACGACGCAAGUCGAGACAGAAGAACCGAGAACUCGGCAUCCAGCACUACAACAACAAGCGAUUCGGUGAGGCUCGCAAGUGCUUCAUUCGAGCUGCAGACGUGUCUCCUUACAUGGCUCAUCGAGUCAUCCAGCAUCUGAAAGCACACAACGUGGCUUAUGUGGUGGCUCCGUACGAAGCAGACGCUCAACUCGCGUAUUUGGUGAAGAACAGACUCGCGGACGGUGUGAUCACCGAAGACUCGGAUUGCCUUCCUUUCGGCUGCCAAACUGUGCUAUUUAAAAUGGACCGCGACAAUGUUGCACAGGAAAUCCAGACAGCGAACCUCAAGAAGAACAAAGGGAUGAGCUUCCACAUGUUCACAGAGCAAAUGUUCCUUGAAAUGUGUAUUUUUUCAGGAUGUGAUUACUUGCCAAGCAUUCCAGGCUUUGGUCUGAAAAAGGCUUAUACUGCGAUGAAACAGCACGGCUCCUUUACGAAGAUCAUUCGAGCAUUGCGUCUUGAAGGAAAAGUCCGAGUCCCCGCAACCUAUGAAGAAGACUUUAGGAAGGCAGUACUGACGUUUCGGCAUCAGCGAGUGUAUUGCCCCACGAAAAAGGAACUGGUUCCACUAACACCGAUUCCUGCGGAUUUACUGGAAACUGACCCAGCAAUGGACUUUGUAGGGCCCAUGCUUCCUAGUGACGCUGCAAAGGCAAUUGCUGAUGGAUAUAUGGAUCCUAUUACCAUGAUGCCAUUCCCAGCCAAAGCAUUACUGCCUCCUCGCAACUCAAUCCAACCAAACACCACUAAAUCGAUGCAACCGUCACGUAAGGUAGCACCCACUCCGAAACCGAAAGUAGCGAUCACUUCAUUCUUCCACGCCUCAGAGUCUGCAGCAGCUGCAGUAUUCAACGCUCCUCGAACGAAGCCAACCCCCACGAAAAGAAAACUUCCUCCGUCAUUUAUGGACAAGUGGGCUUCGAAUGCUGCAUCACCCGAUGAGAAAAACACGCAAAGCGAGGCUUCCGAUUCGGCUCCGAAACCCGCCACGAAGAGUCCACUCGUGACAAGUCGGUUUUUCGGUAUAAACCCCAAGAAGAUGUCACCACCGGACGAAUGCGUAAAGAAGAGCGCGCCGCGUACGCUGGACUCGUCAACUACGUUUCAAAGCCAAGAGCCACGCGGAUUCGAUGUGGCAAGAAACAUCUCGUUUGAUCCGCUAAGCGAUAAGGUCCGUGUGCUACCGACUGUGGGAGAUAAUGGGAUUUUGAAGGAGAACCAAGCGCCAAAUGCUCAGGAGACGAUACCCAGCCCCCAAAUACCUACGAAAGAAACAGCGUUUUCAAGAAUGAUGCGCGCUGGCUCGAUGCUCCAACAGCAUAGGCUGAAGAAAAGAAAGAGCAUUGGUCCAGGCUUUCGUAGUGGAAAACCGCGCAUCCCUCUUUCUAGUCGAAUUGAACUUCUCGCAUUUUCCAGGAACCGCAAAGCGGAUGAACCUACGAGGAUUCCGAGUACACUUUCCAACUCGCAGCUUGAGUCGACAGACGCGUCUGAACAUAUCGACGACCCCGAUGACCCACCGGAAAGUUUGAAAGCAGAGGAUGACAUCGACACCAAAGCGACCAUGAGCACAAUUGACGAGCAGCCUGCUGGAAUAGAAACGAUUGUCCGUUCCUCAAAAGAAACUACCGUAGCAGCACCGAUAGCAUCGUUCGAUCGGUUCCGCUUUCAACAUUGA
Phytophthora nicotianae INRA-310 is the source of this 1992-nucleotide messenger RNA. RefSeq lists its product as hypothetical. The transcript has 7 exons. The record is from RefSeq and is a predicted model, not a curated record. Bases 1 to 1992 code for a protein of 663 amino acids. Gene Ontology annotation, molecular function: 5'-flap endonuclease activity; metal ion binding; DNA binding. Lineage: Eukaryota; Oomycota; Peronosporomycetes; Peronosporales; Peronosporaceae.